AUGAAGAAAUCCAGACGAUCAAAUGCUCCCCGCGAAGAAGACGUUUGUCGGAUCAGCAACUUGCCAGACCCUAUUCUUCAUUUAAUUCUUUCGGGUCUUGAAUCUACCGAAGAAGCAAUUAGAACUAGUAUUUUGUCGAAACGAUGGAGGGAUUUGUGGACUUCAGCUCCGUCUCUAGACAUGGAUUGUUCUAAACCACUUAAAAACCCAAAUGAAUUCAAAAACAUUGUGGAUCAGGUGCUGAAACUAAGAAUCGAUAAUUGGAUCAUUGGGCGUGUAGAAGGUUUAUGUGGUGCCCUGAAGGUUGUAUGUCCAAAGCUCGUGUAUUUUGAGUAUCAUGGUCAUAUUUCUAAAAGAUUUUCCUUUGACGUGCAAUCCUUAAAGAAAGCUGUCAUUCAUCCAAGAAAUAUGCUCAAGAAAGACGGAGUUGAAUAUUUGGGUAUCACCAUAUGUGACUUGUUUGCUGGAGUUUCUCAUGUGGAAUCUUUGUCGGUGAACCACUAUUUCGUUGAGUGCAUGGACGCAAAGAAGGAUUAUUCUGCAUCUUUACCUAAUUUGAAGACAUUAGAGCUAACAAUUGAUGGGUUCACAGUUAACGUUGUCAUCCGGUUUCUCAAAUGGUCACCAAAUCUGGAGUCUCUCCAUUUGAUCUUUCUAGAGCGGUUUAAACCGCAUGAAUUCAAAACACUAGUUCAAGAGUUGGAUGAUGUUGAAACAAGGAGAAAAUUGACUCAUCAUCUAAAAACGGUCAAGUUUCUUGAAUUCUAUGGACAGAAGAAGAAAAUGGCGCUAGCUCGGCUUUUAUUAGAGCACGGAAAUGCAUUGGAGAAAAUGGUUUUCAGUUGGCGUAACAGUGUCAGGAACCAUAAGAGAACAAUGGAGAUCAUGAAUUAA
Molecule: messenger RNA, 894 nt
Organism: Erigeron canadensis
Lineage: Eukaryota; Viridiplantae; Streptophyta; Magnoliopsida; Asterales; Asteraceae
Product: F-box/LRR-repeat protein At5g02910-like
Exons: 4
Coding region: 1-894 (297 amino acids)
Molecular function (GO): protein binding
Source: RefSeq, a predicted model, not a curated record